AUGGAAAGUGAGUUGAAAUUUUCCUCAAAAAAAACCCUAGAAAUCCCUUUUUUUUUUUCUUGCAGAAAAUUCAACAGAUCUUCAGAAAAAAGAGACGGCCGAAGCGGCUGAAAAGGCGGCAAAAGCUGGAAUUAUGAAUCGAUUAUUCGUGAAAGUUGGACAAAAAGUUGGAGUUGUUGAGUGGACGAAAUUGGAGCCGAAUUUUGAGGUUUCAGCCAAAAAUUUGAGAUUUUUUUAAAAAUGGAAAUUUCUAGAAAAAUCUUCUUGCACAAAAUUUUAAAAUUUUUGAAAGCGCGCUAAAACAUCUACAGUACCCCUUGGAUUACUGUAGAUACAAUAAUUCAAAGUUUUCAAAUUUCUGUAGAUCAAAAAAAAGGUGUCUACAGUAACCCAUAAAGUUAUGAACUAAUGUAGAUCAAAAAGCGCGGGGAAAAAUCUACAGUACCCUUGGAUUACUGUAGAUACAGAAAUUCCAAGUUUCCAAAUUUCUGUAGGAAAAAAAAGUGCCUACAGUAACCCAUCUAGUUCUGAGCUAAUGUGGACCAAAAAAUGUACAGUACCCCUUGGAUUACUGUGGAUACAGAAAUACCAAAUUCCUGUAGAUCAAAAAAAUGUGCCACAGUAAUCCAUCAAGUUUUGAGCUAAUAUGGACCAAAAAAUGUACAGUACCCCUUGGAUUACUGUAGAUACAGAAAUUCCAAGUUUCCAAAUUUCUGUAGAUCAAAAAAAGGUGCCUACAGUAAUCCAUCAAGUUCUGAACUAAUGUAGAUCAAAAAGCGCGGGGAAAAGUCUACAGUAUCCUUGGAUUACUGUAGAUACAAAAUUUUUGCUUCGCAAAAAUUUUUUUUUUCAGAAAACAAGGAAUUUUGAGAAUUCCACGUGGCAUUUUUCAAAAAUUUCAGAAAAUCAUGUUUUUUUUUGGCAAAAAUCCACGUGGCAAAUUCGAAUUUCCAGAGCAACAUUGGUAAAUUGAUAACCUAUCAUCGAAUAGUUUUCAAAAUCGUCGACAUGUGUGAAGCUCAAAUCCAACUCGAUCCCCAAGUUCUUCAAAACGGCAAAAUCGAACAUCCAAAAGAGUCAAGUCCUUGGGAACUGAUUGGUGGUUGGUUGCGCUAUUUGAGCACAUAUCAUUUCGAUGGCGGAGCCGCAAAAGCAUUGGAAAGAUAUAGUUUGGCGAUUGGGAAAAUUGCGACAAAAGAGAGGAUUUCGCAGAAGAAGAGCCGCAAUCAAUUGAUUCGAAAAAUGCGAUUGUAUACUAGUGGAGAAUCGGAGAAAUUGAAUGAGAAUUAUGCGCAUAUCAAAUCACUUUUACAUGGAAUUGAUGACACAAGACAUCAUGUUAGUUUUUUUUUUCAAAAUUGUUUUCAGACAAAAAAAUUUCAGCUAAAAUCGGCAUCGACGAACAAAGAAGUUAAAGAAAGAGGAGAAGCUUAUAAAAAGAUGAUUUUUGCGUUCAAUGAUAAGGUGAGUAUUUAAAAAUUAGAAUAUGAAAUAAACAGAAAAAAUGAUUUUUAGAGCAGUGAAAUUCAAGGUUGUAUCGAUGAAGUUACAAGUAUUGUAAAAUUACAUCAGAUGGAAUUUAUGAAAUUUGCAAGAGAAAUGAUGUUAUUCAAUAAUAUUGUUGAUAAUACAUUGAAUGAGACGAGAAUUAGAUUGGCAACGGCUACUGAAAGAAAAUGA
Molecule: messenger RNA, 1680 nt
Organism: Caenorhabditis angaria
Lineage: Eukaryota; Metazoa; Nematoda; Chromadorea; Rhabditida; Rhabditidae
Source: the annotation of a GenBank genome assembly